AUGGAGAGUUCAACCCAGUCUAUGCAAUUGGACAAGACUCUAGCAUGAUACUUGGAGAAGUUUUUUCUGGAGAAUAAUGAAGCCAUUAACAAGAGAAUUUCAAAGAAUCAUUGUAUAAAUUCUUAUGAAAUUAUUGGGAUGAAAACAAAAAGCAUCAUGAUUUUAUUAUAGAAGAUAUAGAGCUCUAUUUUAAUUUGAAUUGUUAUAAAGAUGUGAAAUUUAUUGAGAGAUUACCGUUCUGUGUAAUCUCCAGUGCUCAGGAAUUGGAGGUAGACCAAAUAAAAAUCAGAAAUAAGCGAGUAAUCAAAUUUCUCAGUUCCUCAUUUCCUCAAAAGGUUUCUGAGUUUUCUUUGGUUUCUGCUUUUGGAUAUACUCCGAAUAUCUUCCCUUAUUUCAAUGUUCUUUUGAGACAAAGUUCAAGAGUUACGAAUGUUAUUUGAAUCGGUGGGUUCAAACUUAAUGAUCGUCAAUUCAAGAGACUAAUGGUUUCAUACGCUCAUGUUCAUGAAAUUAAAUUAUGUAGCUGUAACCUUUCUCUCCCAGCUACUAUGAGCUUUGAUGGAUUAUUGAAAAAUACAAGAAUUCAGAGUAUAGAUUUAUCUUAUUCUGAGCAUAAGGUUAAUUCAGUUCGAAUGAACAAUCUCGAUGGAUUCAAAAGGUUGAUUCAAGUAUUAGGCUCUUCUCCCAAUUUGAAACUCACCCUCAAAGUUAUCAACAUCUCUUGUUUUCAGAUUGAAGAAAGUGAUGCAAGAGAGAUUCUGAAUGAAAAUGAAUUAGGACAAGUCAGUUUCAUAGAUGAAUAAAAUUACAAAGAUUCUCAAAAAGAAGAAUCAGUGUUAGAGUUUUAUGCUUUCUGAUGAUAAGAACACAGCUUCAAGGCAUUUUUCUUUCAGAAACCUGUUACAUAGCAUGAGAGGUCUCUUCGUGUUGUUUUUCACACUUUCUCACUAAUUUCCAAAAUUUGCUCACCAUAAAGCAAUCGGUUGUGAAUAU
Messenger RNA from Moneuplotes crassus, 993 nucleotides. NCBI's taxonomy places the organism in Eukaryota, Ciliophora, Spirotrichea, Euplotida, Euplotidae. The record is from the annotation of a GenBank genome assembly.